CUCCUUCCAGAAGAUCGACAGGAACACAUUUAUAGAUUGUUCUUGGAGUCGAACGAAACUGAAAACCGGUUCGGGUUCGGGUCCUCGGUCUACUUCUUCGUAGUAGACAUGAUGCUAUCGAUUCAGCUCGGUCUGCUCCCAAUUCCAUUUGGACUUGUUGAUGGGAAUUCUCCUCUUCUGUCAUGUCUUUUUGGCAUCUGGAACAUAUUGAAACUGAGAAGAUUUUGUGCAGCCUAUCAUCUUGCGGAAGUUAGACUCAGUCCGCAUCACUCCACGUCCCAGCGGAUUUAG
This is a messenger RNA of Colletotrichum costaricense, 291 nucleotides long. RefSeq lists its product as uncharacterized. The record is from RefSeq and is a predicted model, not a curated record. NCBI's taxonomy places the organism in Eukaryota, Fungi, Ascomycota, Sordariomycetes, Glomerellales, Glomerellaceae. The transcript has a single exon. The annotation marks the transcript as partial.